This is a messenger RNA of Anoplophora glabripennis (Asian longhorned beetle), 9687 nucleotides long. It is a transcript of the gene Ack, whose product is annotated as activated CDC42 kinase 1. Lineage: Eukaryota; Metazoa; Arthropoda; Insecta; Coleoptera; Cerambycidae. Gene Ontology annotation, biological process: protein phosphorylation. The transcript has 13 exons. Gene Ontology annotation, molecular function: protein binding; protein tyrosine kinase activity; ATP binding. The record is from RefSeq and is a predicted model, not a curated record. Bases 148 to 3516 code for a protein of 1122 amino acids.
UGUUGUUUGUGGGGAGGAAGUUAUGUUACAUCCUUUCUUAUAUUUUAUGUUAGUGUUUGCAUUUGUUUAUAGUAUUACCUAUAAUUAUAAAUAUAGUUCAUUCCUACAUGGUGCAAGCUAGUAGUCCAGGAUUUAAAAAUAAAGAACAUGUCUGAUGACAGUUUAGAAUGGUUGGGUCAAAUAUUGUCAGAUGUACAAUUAGGACAGUUUUUAGUUCCAUUACGAGAUGAUUUACAAGUAACAAGACUGGAACAUUUUGACUUUGUCAAAACAGAAGAUUUAGAGAAUAUAGGUUUAAGCAAGCCAGGCGCAAGGAGAUUAUUAGAGGCUGUCAAAAAAAGACGUGCCCAACAGAAGAAAAGAAAUUUAAUAAACAAAUUAAUUCCUGUAACAAGUAAAACUCAAACAAACAAAAAGAAUGAAGGUAAUAUAUCUAUUAGUGACUUUACAUCAUGCUUAAUACAAGAAAGCAAUAUUUCUUUAUCUGUAAAACUCGGCGAUGGAAGUUUUGGUGUAGUUAGAAGGGCUGAAUGGACAAACCCAAAUGGCAAAACUAUACCAGUAGCAGUGAAGAUAUUGAAAGCUGACGCACUAAAUCAACCCGGUGUCUUUGAGGAUUUCAUCAAAGAAGUGCAAGCAAUGCAUGUUUUAUGUCACACUAAUUUGAUAAGGUUAUAUGGAGUGGUAUUAUCUCAACCCAUGAUGAUGGUAACAGAACUAGCGCCUUUAGGAUCUUUGUUAGAUUUUUUAAGAAAACAGUGCCAACACACCCCUGUGCCAAUGUUAUGUGAAUAUGCGACACAAGUUGCGAAUGGUAUGGCAUAUUUAGAAAAUAGACGAUUUUUGCACAGGGACUUGGCAUGUAGAAAUGUAUUACUAUCGACAGUUGACAAGGUUAAAAUAGGAGAUUUCGGGUUAAUGAGAGCAUUACCACAAGAAGAAGACUGUUAUGUCAUGACUGAACAUAAAAAAGUCCCUUUUCCUUGGUGUGCACCUGAAUCUUUAAGAUUUAGGCAAUUUAGUCAUGCUUCAGAUACAUGGAUGUUUGGUGUAACUGUUUGGGAAAUGUUUACCUUUGGUGAAGAUCCGUGGAUGGGAUUGAUAGGUUCUGAAAUUUUGAGGAAAAUAGAGAAAGAAGGAGAGAGGUUAGCGGCUCCUGAUGCCUGUCCUCCUGCAAUUUACCAAACUCUCCUUCAGUGCUGGUCAAAAAAUCCUCAGGAACGACCAACAUUUGCUGCCCUAAAAGAAUUUUUCCGCAAAAAUGUUACGCCUGUUAUGAAAGCUUUAACUAAGCAAGACGAACCCGAUAAACUGAAAAUAAUUGAGGGUGAUGAAAUUGCUAUUAUAGAUGGUAGUGCCGAAUUAUAUUGGUGGAAAGGCCAAAAUCAAAGAACCUUUGACAUCGGGAGAUUCCCAAGAUGUUUGGUAAACCCAAUGCGGCCUAAGCAGCCUGAAGAUAUUAGUAAACCGCUUGAUAAUUCUUUUAUACAUACAGGCCACGGUUCUGCCUUUGGGGAGUCUUGGGGAAGCCCCUCUCACAUAGAUGAAAUGUACUUAAAGAACCCAAUGGAUCCUCCAGAUGUUAUUGGCAUGCAAUGCCAACCGAAACCCUCACCCCAACUCUAUGAUAGAAGAAAAUCUCAAAAAAGCACUAAUGGCUCUCUAAGAAAACCUCUUGAAAAUCAGUUCAAUUAUAAAAAGUUAACUAACCAAGAAAGUUUUAAGGGAAAACCUCAACGGCCACCCCAACCAAAAGUAGACACGACCGCAACUAAAGAGGGCAUUCUUAUAGAUUUAUCACCUGAGGAAGAAUCGAUGCUACGAAAACGUUCCUGUCCCAGACCAGAAUCUCGCGCAGUGUCGUUACUUGAUGAACCCAUUGAUGUACCUCAGGAAGGAAACGACGUUUGGCUCGAAGGUUCAUCUGAAAUAGUUCAAGAAUCAGAGAAAGGCCCACCACCUUAUCUUGCACCACCUACCUAUUAUAAUACCUCAACUUGUGCACAAAAUACUUUAGUGACUGAUCCUUUUGAUACUUCUAAUAUUUUUAUAAGCUCUAUGACGCAGCCCCAUUCUACUCAAGAAAUAUCACCUUCAGUUUUUGAAAAUGCGGAGACUGAAUCGUCUAUAAGUAGUUUAUCCUCUUCCAAUUUAGUUAACAAAUGUAGCCAAAAAAUAAGUAAUGUAGCCACUUGCAAUUUUAAUAGAAAUUUAAGUUAUAGUACAAGUUAUGUCCAGAGUGAUAUUACCAAUAGAGGAAUGAACUAUGUAAAGCCUAGUGUUCUUGAAAAAGACAGCAGUGUUGCAGUGUCUAAAUCCAUUGCAGCAGUCCAAAAGGAUAUUGCGAUUCCUCUUGCCAUGAAAUCGAAUAAAGAAAAUGGUGAUCUAGUAACUAAUAUGUCAUCGAUGAAGUUGAAUGACUCCCCAAAAAAGACUUUUGAUGGAAAAUUCCUUAUGGAUUUAGAGAAGUACUUGAUGGGAAAAGAGAAACCUCCUGAAAUACCUAUUUUAGAUCCUCCUCCAGCUCACUCUAAAUCUCCUAAGAAAAACGAAACGCAAGUUACACCAAAAACUGAUAAUAGUGAUGUACAUUCAACAGCUAAUAUAGUACAAAAUGAUACGACAUCGAUAUUGAACAAGAUGUGGUUGGAUAGUGCCCACAAUAGUAAUACCAACUUAAAACAGAAUAACAAAAAUAUACAAGUGGACGCAAAUUGCACCCAACCCAGAAAUGAAACUUAUGUAGUUAAUUCGGAGUUUGGUCAGUUUAAGAGUAAUAGAAGAUAUGAUCCUGUUUAUGCCUCUUCAAGUAUUAUUUAUGGGACUACCGAGGCUUAUGGAAUACCUACACCUUAUAACAAUGUAGGCGAUGUAGGUGCAAAUUUUUUUAAUAACAGUGCCAUGAACAAUACACAAACUAUUUAUAACAAUAUAGGGGAAACUACAUCAGUACUUACAAAUCUCGUUUAUAACAACACCGGAGUUCAAAAUAGUCAGUGGAUAACAGGCAAUAGAGAAUCUGUUAAUUCGUAUAAUUCAUAUAGUACUCAAAAAGCAGUCUAUGGGUAUGGCACGCUUCCUAGUAGAGUGUACAGCGAAGUUAACGAGAGUUUAUACCAUGAAAUACCAGAAAACUUAUACAGCCAGGUACCUGAUGAAACUCUGAAGCCUCAUCGACCUGCUCCAACAAAGCCGGGCCUCCAGCCGUUAAGUAUGCAACAAAUACAAAGGAAAAUUCAACAAGGACAGUUAAGUGCUGAUGCGGAACGUUUAAUGACGCCUGAAUAUCGCAGCAAUAAAAUCAGUCAAGUUAGAGAUUGCAUCCCUGAUGUCGAUAGUGAUGAAUGCCUUGCAAUUCUACAAUCAACUGGAUGGGAUGUAGCAGCUGCAGUAAAAAGUCUCAAAACAGAAAAAUUGCUAAAGUUAGGCUUGGCCAAUAGGAGUCAGUGCGAAGCAGCCCUACAGAGGACCAAUUGGAAUGUUGAAUUAGCAGCAUCAGCUAUUUUAGAUACUUGAUGAUCGUUUUAGAACUAAAAAUAUUCAUCGCAUUAUGACAAAAGCUCUAGAAGUAGGUAGCAAAAUAUUUGUCAAACUUGUAUUGUACAUUAACGUUUCUGCUUAAAGUUCAUUGCUUAUCGAGAAGUUUUCAAUUAUUGUAAGCAAUGCGCUCGUUAUAGAUUUCGUGCCAAAGAUAAUUAAAAACUCGAAUUCAAGAAUAAAUCGCAUCACAUGUAUGCAGCUUUAACACAGUCCAUUUUUUAUGAUAGGCUAGAAAAAUUAUAUGAUAAAAGAAUUAUGGAUGUCGUUAACGCAAAGAGAGUUUUGAUCAUUCUUUUGAUGUGUUGGUUUAUUUGUUCAGUCUGUUUAAGAAAUGGACGGUAUGUAACAGGUCUGACGGAAAACAUUUCUUAAGUUACAUGUUAGUUGAGUGGAUAAUCAGAAUUUGAGUAUCAAAAUCACUUUUUUUUGUUUUCUUGUAUAUUAUUUAUUUUUAUGAGUACUUGUGACAAAUCGAAAUAGGGUUAAGAGAACUAAAAUUUUAAAAAUCUCCUCAUUUGUAAUAAAACAAAUGCUUGAACAUGUCAAUGUUUCCAGUGUCGCUUUUUAUAUGCAUCUGAAAAAUCUUAUGCAGAAGAUAAGAAAGAACAAAACAUAACUAUUUGGAGCAUAUUUUUUAAUAGCUGAAAUAACGAGUGUUGUUUUAAAUGGCAUUCCUCUGUAACUUCCAUACGAGUCAUUUUAAUGAUAUCAACUUUGGCAUUCAUGGGCAGAAUGGAUAUUAACAAUUAGAUGAAAGCAGUUUUGUUGUUGACAGAUCGGUAUUUUCUUAGUUGAUGUUUUAAUCGUUCAUUCUUUUAUUUAAUUUAUAGAGCAUACUUAUUGAGUAAUUUCUGAUCUAAUAAAAAGAAAACAAUAAUGAAUCAUAGAAUAAUCAAGGGACUAGCAAUAUUAGUAUUAGUUUUGGAAAUAAAACAAGUUAAAACACUAACCUCACUAUUGAUUUUAUUAAAUUCAUCAUAACAGUUUACAUUUAAUUGUCAGUUGGGUAAAAACAAAAAAAUGCACACAAAAUUAUAUAAUCACGAUUUAUGGAAAUUCAUGGUCGUUUUUAAUAAGUGUAAGCAAAUCUACUAAUUUUGGUGUCAAACGUUAUAAAAAAUGUAAUUCUUUAACUCAAAACUGUUAUAAAAAUUACGCUAUUACAAAAAAUCUAUUAAGUUGCGGUUAGUGUUUUACUUGUUUUUCAUUUUCAAGGCUAAUGCUAUAAUGCUAGUGUAUCCAUCUGAAUCAAUUCACCCAUAUUAUUUCUAAUCUGUUCCAUUACCCUGCAUGAUUAUAUCUGUCAGGUAUUGGUUCUAUCUACGUAUAAUUUUUAAAUUUAUUUAUGUUAAAAUAAUGCGGCAUUGUAUUGCCUUUUGUGGAAAUAUAAAAGGAGACUGUUACUCGUGUGUUAGCACACAUUGUUGUCAAAAAUAAACUGAUGAUGUAGAUAGUAUUAUGUUACGUUUUUUAUAGUUUCAAAGUAUGUAGUUAAUAAAAGAUAGAUCUAUUUUUUAUAAAUUAAAUUGGAUAAUUGUGAAUAUUUUAUUAAACUAUUGCAUUGUCAAAACCAAAUGUCAAAUGCUGACAUUUCUGAUUUGAAAUUCAUGAUUCGUAACAAAAUAAAUAAUUUAAAUUAAAUUAUAUUAAUGCUCUCAAAAAAAAAUUAUUCAGAUACGUACGUAGGUUGCUCGAUAAGUCUUGUCGCUCCUCUAUAAAAUGUUACUGUUUUUCGAAGUAUAUACCAUUACUUGUUACACACUUACGCAUAUGCUCAAACCAUCCAUCAAAUCAGUGAUUCCAUUUCCCUUCUGAGACGGAAACGCAACAUUUGUCCCAGGCAGCUAAAAUCUCAAUCACCUGAACAAAAACUUGCGUCCUUUUAAUUGACUUUUCACAUACAGGAAAAAUACGAAGUCACAGGGCACUACAUCAGGACUGUAAGGAGGGUGAUCUAACAGUUCAAUACCGGAUGACUUCAGAAAAUCUAUAAUUCACUGGGCAUGAAGAACUGGUGCAUUAUUACGAUGCAACUGCCAAUUGCGCACUUGACAUUUUGGUCACAAUUCUUGAAGUGAGUGAAAGCAAACACAAUUCUAUAUACCAAUCCGCAGUAACAGUCUGUUUGAUAUCUAAGAGAAUUGUCUUGAUUGUCGCAACGACCAAAAAAAACCACGAUAAUUUUUUUCUUAACUGAAUGUGUCCGCUUAGGCAUAUUCGGAUAGUCUUCACCUUCCAACAACCAUACGGGAUGUCAUAUCAUAAUAAAAUGCCAAGAAGACACUUUAGAAGAUCGUUCAGAUUUGAACUUUGUGAGCGAACAUCUUUUUGCACCUUUUCACAUGACGCUCCAUUUCCUCGUCAGUAAAUUUGUGUGGUACAAGAAGGGUAGAAGCUUUAUACUUCCAGUUAUUCAUUUAAAAUUUUAUUUACGGUCCAUGCAGAAAUGUUAAGGGUUUCCUGGAUCAGUUUUAUGUGAUUCGGCGGUCUUCAAAAAUUAGUUUUUGAACAGCGACUAUUUCAGGUGUAAUCAUUCCGCAUGGCAGGCCGGAUGCGGAUCGUCCUCUAAUUCAAAAACGUCUCUUUCAGACUGUUUGUACCAUCGUUCGACAAAAAUUAUACUUAAUAAAUUAUUGUACGAAUUUGAGACGUAACAGACGCAGGUUUACGCCCUGGAAACGUUACUAUUCAAUGCCUAGGCAGCUACUGAACAGUUUUGACAGGCAAACAUGAAUAUUUAUGUACUAUAUGUAGAUAUAAAAAUAAACCGUUUAGGUUUUGAUAUUGUGCCAAACAACAAGACUUACGGAGCGACCUACGUAAAAUAACAUUUUUGUUAUCAACCCUUUGGGGUAGCAGUCUGACAUUGCAAUUGCUCUCACUUAAUUGACGAAGUCAUUUUAUUCUUAAAUGCCACAUUUGAUAUUAAUUAGACUGCCCGUAUAAAAGUUGGUAGAAUUAUGCCGUUAAAAAACACCCUUUUGAUAUGUCAGACUGAAAUUGGAUAUUCUUGUUUUUUGUAGUUUAAUAAGAAAAGUUUCUAUGCUAACCUAUCAUAUUAGUGAACAGUAUACGUCAAUAAAUAUUCUUCCAUUAUACGAAAUUUUAGUAUAAAAAUUUUAUCGACAAAAAAAGUUACUAAGAUUAGCAAAGAACAAAUGAUUUCGAUUUUUGACAAUGGCUUGUUUUUUUUUUGUUUGAGAAAGUAAGAGCAUAUAUGUGGUAUCUUUUUUUCUCAGAAACUUUAAAAAAUAACUAAAUACUAAGUUUUCUAUUAUCUCAAAAUUUGAUAUUUGAAUAUUAUUAUUAUUUUAUUUUUAGUUACAACAGGAAUUGAUUAAAUUACCCAGUGUUUGUUCCUUUAUUUUGUAGUGAUUACCUAUAUAUAUAUAUAUAUAUAUAUAUAUAUAUUUAGCUGCAAGCAACUGACUAUGAGAUCUAUAUUUAGAAGUUAUUUGGUAAAACAUCAGGUACUUACACUUUUUAGUCAUGUAAAGCUUUAUCGGCAAUUUUGUUAUAAAUAAUAAAUUACAUUAUAAUAAAUUCAAAUUUAUAAUUUCUGAGCACAAGAAAUUAAAUCUCACUUAAGUAAAAAUUUCACAUAUACUUUUCCCAAAAAUACCUCAGGAUUUACUUCAUAAAAUAUAUGCAUACUAUUAUAAUUGAGGAACAGAAAUAUAUCAAAACGAAUAAGACUUGUAAAAAAUGUUUAAUAUUUUGUGUUAGGAGCAAGAAUCAAAAUGCAGAAAAAUUUUGUUAAGUGGAAAAAUCUGAAUUUUACUUAAGGGGGUAACGGUACUCUAGGGGUUGGAAAAAGGUGAUUUUUGGAAAUUCUUAAGGAAAAAUCGAUACAAGGAACAGAAAGGUUUUAUUGUACAUGAUUUAGGUAGUAUUGGAUUCAAAAUGGCGACUGUAUGUGAUGGCAAGCAACUACACCUUUUUUUCAGAGGGCUGUAUGGCCGAAAGGUUUCCUAUUAACAUGGUUGUAGAACAAAAUCACAAAAAUAUUAAUAAUUGGUUUAGUGGACAAAUAAAAGUAUCGAAGAAGGGUGAAAAAUUUUGCCUUAAAUUUUUGAUAAUGGAAAAAAAAACCCUGCGAUGUCCCCCGAAUUAUAUUAUCGUGGAGCUCUGUAGGAAAUUUCAAGUUGAUUCGUUUUUACACUUUUAAAGUUUUUCUUGCUGUUCAGCAUAAGAAAUUUAUUAUAUGUAUUCCUUCAAUCAGCGAUGCCUGUGCCAUACAAUUAAUUGACCUUCUAGGUUGAUAUUUUCCUCAUGCUCUUCUUUUCAACUAUAAUAGCUAACUAUCGCGUGUUCUCACGAGUUACAAUAAGAAUUCUUGGAGCGUGUUGGUAGUGGUUGCGCUGCACCUCGAAAAUGCUCAUAUUCCCGAUUUUUCCCUCACCUAAUUUUUUUUCUUUAUUCUUCACUCAUAAUAAAACAUUUUUUAAAUUAUUUAUCCAAAAAUCGAUUUUUUCCAAACUAGAGUGGCUUUACUCCUUAAAUCAAGAAUAUUAGCAAUAAACAUAAAUUCAUCUUUCUUAUCUGUAGAAAAAAAAGGGAUCAUUAUCUUCAAAAAUGGUCAUUACAUUAUUUUUAAAAAAUGAUAUUGAUAGUAUAUUUUAUUAAAAAAUCUGUUGUGAUAUCCUCUGCAUAUAAAUAUCCCAUACUAUAUAAAUUGUUUAUUCUGAUUCUAAUUGAAGAAUUAAUUUCAUCUUUGCGGUGAUUUGCAUUUUUCUAAUUUAUGUAUGUACUUCCAAAAUCCUUAUUUGUCAACUUAUAAAAAGAUAGUUCACAAUUUUUUAGUGAUAGUUAUAUUAUACAUAAUAUAUUUUUCCCCUGAUAGUGAAUUACUUACAUAAAUGGUGAAAAAUUUGACUGAUUAAAAUUUAAUUCCUUUGAAAGAAAAUAAUACUAGAUACCUACUAGAUUUUCUUUCUAAAUGUAGCGUUGUAUACCCUGUAUAAAAGAAUUCACACCGCAAGUAUUUUUGAAUUUUGUUCAUAUUUAGGUACCAUUAGGAAUUCUUAAUUAUAAUAAAAAAAAAUAAUGUUGACAUGAGGAAUAGCAACUAGUAAAGGUUUUGAGAAAUUUGGAAAGAUAUCAAUUUGUUUAUUCUGUAUAUCAAAAAGAUUUUUGAAAAUCCUAAUUAGUGAAAAUAUAAACUUCACUGAAAUAUUUUUAUUUCUUAUGAUGGAUAAUUUUUAUCCAUAAGGGUUAUAUGAAUAUGAAACUGCAAAUUGAUAACUUUUAAGAAACUUAAAAUUUAAAAAAUUCAACAUUUUCUGAAGCAGAAGUUUCUUACAGAUUAACUAAAUUUGGCCCAAUUUAUUAUUUAACUAAAGUUAAAAAUGUUCUGAAUUCGGAUGUAAAUACCAGUGGUGAGGAUACCAUAGGAGUCACUAUCACUAAAAUCCCCAGAAAUUCAGCGCCACUGAAUAUUUUGAAAAUUCAAUCUUGUAAGUUCUAGUGGUGAUUCCAAGAAAAAAAAUAUCCUUUUAUUUAUUUUAUUUAUUACUUACUUUUUUUUAACUCACCUCCAUUACUAUUACCAAGUACUACCCGAAAUGUAAAAUAGCACUAGAACUACUCAUUUCUCAAAAGAAGUUCAUGCGACUUUUUGCUAGAAAAAUUAUGCCAAUUAUUUUCUCAUAAUUGUGUUACAUUUAAAAUAAUAUUUUUAAAAAAAGGAAAUCCAGAGAACAUUUUUUGCAAAACAAAAGUGAAUUAUUUAUAGUAAUGGUAGUAUGAUUAAAAAAAUAAUAAAAAUGGUCGGUUACUAGCAGUUAUCAAAUUUUGAAAAUAUUCAGAGAUGCCGAGAUACUGGGAUGUUCAAUGUGGGUAAUUCUUGAUAUUCCAAUAGAUAGAUAUACCUAUUUAUAUUCAGUAGAUUUUUACUUCAAUUAGAUAAAUCACGACCUCAAGUUUCAUCAUCCUGCAUUGAACAUCUUCAGAAAUAUUUAUGAAUGUAAUAUUUAAAAUUUCAAUAACCUGUAACCUGAAAACUUAAUUUGCGAAUCCACUGCAAAACUUUUUAAAAUCGUUCAAAUAGUUGCUCUUUAUAGUUUGUUGCUCUGUACAGGGUGUUUCCAAAAAAAAGGCAUGGUGUCAAAAUGAAACAUAAGAUACAGAAAAUGUAAUUUUAUACCA